Molecule: messenger RNA, 882 nt
Organism: Neomonachus schauinslandi (Hawaiian monk seal)
Lineage: Eukaryota; Metazoa; Chordata; Mammalia; Carnivora; Phocidae
Gene: FOXO6
Product: forkhead box O6
Exons: 3
Biological process (GO): regulation of transcription by RNA polymerase II
Cellular component (GO): nucleus
Molecular function (GO): RNA polymerase II cis-regulatory region sequence-specific DNA binding; DNA-binding transcription factor activity, RNA polymerase II-specific
Source: RefSeq, a predicted model, not a curated record
AUGGGGUAUUGGAGCCACAACUGGAAUCCAGAUCCAACACCAGAGCCCAUGCGCUUUCAACUGCACCAGCCUCCUCUCCCAGGUCACAGAGUACGGUUGGCACAUCUCAUCAGUACCCAGGCGGGGAAACGGGCCCGGAGAGAGACGGACAGGCUGCCCCAGAACUCCAUCCGGCACAACCUGUCGCUGCACACCCGUUUCAUCCGCGUGCAGAACGAGGGCACUGGCAAGAGCUCCUGGUGGAUGCUGAACCCCGAGGGCGGAAAGACAGGCAAGACCCCUCGGCGGCGGGCCGUGUCCAUGGACAACGGGGCCAAGUUCCUGCGCAUCAAGGGCAAGGCGAGCAAGAAGAAGCAGCUGCAGGCACCUGAGCGAAGCCCCGAUGACAGUCCCCCGGGCGCGCCAGCCCCGGGGCCUGUGCCUGCCGCAGCCAAGUGGGCCACCAGCCCGGCCUCGCACGCCAGCGACGACUACGAGGCGUGGGCCGACUUCCGCGGCGGCGGGAGACCCCUGCUCGGGGAGGCGGCCGAAUUGGAGGACGACGAGGCCCUGGAGGCCCUGGCACCUUCGUCGCCGCUCAUGUACCCGAGCCCGGCGAGCGCGCUGUCGCCCGCGCUAGGAGCGCGCUGCCCGGGGGAGCUGCCCCGCCUGGCCGAGCUGGGGGGCCCGCUGGGCCUGCACGGCGGCGGCGCGGGGCUGCCCGAGGCCCUGCUGGACGGCGCGCAGGACGCGUACGGGCCGCGGGCCCGGGCCGGGACGCCCGCCUACUUUGGCGGCUGCAAGAGCGGCGCCUACGGCGGGGGCGGGGGCGGGGGCGGGGGCUUCGGGCCGCCGGCGCUGGGCGCGCUGCGCCGCCUGCCCAUGCAGACCAUCCAGGAGAAC